Klebsormidium nitens is the source of this 808-nucleotide messenger RNA. The record is from the annotation of a GenBank genome assembly. Lineage: Eukaryota; Viridiplantae; Streptophyta; Klebsormidiophyceae; Klebsormidiales; Klebsormidiaceae.
AUGUACAUGUACCGUGAUCUGAGGGGCCUAGAUCUGGUAGGGAACCGGCACGGGGUGACGACGACGGGUCAUACAGCAGCCAGUCUGGCCCUCACGUCCCUCAUUGGUGUGCUUCUGUUCCGUUCAGCAAGAAGAAGAGCAAAGCGGGCCACCGGGGUGCGAGUGCGGUCCGACAGAGAGGAGGUCGUGGAUCUGCUAGCAGAGGCCAAAGCGAACUCUCUGGAGUCCGUCAAUCCCAAAAUCCCCUCCCUCCCGGCCUCCAAACAAGACAGCGAGGCUUCUCAGAAGAAGAACCCUCUGAGCGUGCUCAGCGGCGCAGUCGUCGCGGGGGUGAUUGCUGCAGGCUUGUGGCUGUUCACCACAAAGGUUGAGGCGGUCUUUGAUGCGCAGAGGCUGUCUACAGAUUACCAGAUUCGGCAAAUAUCAAUCACUGUCAGGACCAUUGUGGUUGGUUUGGCUUACUUGAGUACGUUUGUUUUUGCCUUCAACUCAGUCGGGCUAGUGCUAUACGCUGGUCAGUUGGCACUCGGGCUUGACGAGGAAGGUGAUAAACAACCAAAGAAAAAGGAAGCACUGGUAGCUGAGAAAGAGUCAAAGGGGGAGGACUAGAGCCUUGAGAAGAAGUCUAAGUCUACCAACUCAAGAGAGCACCAAGGUUACUCCAGAAUUGACAUCGAGCCGAUAUACAUAUGCGAAAUCUGCAAAUCAGUGCGUUUACAGCCUUCAAUGACAGAGGAUUUGACGGGCCUGAUUGGUCGACAUCUGAGCAGCGAGCCAUAAUGCGUCACCAUAAUGCCACACUCAUUCG